GGUUUGACAGCCAACGGCAGAAAGAUGGCAAAUGCAGUCAACAGGUUUGAGUGAAAGCUUCUUUCUUCCAAACAGCAGACGCAACGACAUUUGACAAGAAACCUUAACAGUGUUUUCUAGAAAUGAAAUACCAAAUAAACCUACACUUGUGGAUAUUUCCAGCAGUAUUUGGACUGUUAUUCAAAUCAGUCUGAAUCUCUCCUGCACGGUAAAACCCAUCUUUUACAGUCCUUCUCUCUCUCUUUCCCUCUCAUUGUAGGUGUGGGACUCUUGGCACUGUUUCUGCUGAAUCAUGUGGAUAUUGAACAAUGACUGGCUGGACAAAACUGACAACUAAUGAAAUAACUUUGUGGGAGUGUGACACCCCGGGGUGGGGGGAGGCUACACGGUGACCCCUCAUUUCAGUGUGCUGGGCCUAUGGCAGGCCGAUCUGCAGGCCAGCUUGGACACUGUGGGUACUGUUGGCAGAGUUUCCACCCCUGGGCUUCCCGUAUAUAUUGAGCUCAUCGUGCCAUCACAAACACACUGGCACAGACAGGUACUGGUAAGAGGUUCAUGUCCGCCAUGCUGUGUUUUAUAACAUUUACAUUUAAAAUUUGUAUCAGUGUUCGUUUUCCUUUUGCCUCUAUGUUUUAGGUUUAAUCUCUACAAACUGUGUCAAACUGCACUUCUGUGUUCAGAAGGCUGUGGACUACAGAAACAUGUUCUGGAGGGAGAGGGAUGGGCACCUUUGUAUACAUGCAUAUGAGAAAAUAAUAGAAAACAAAAUCUAUGAAAGUGGGAUUUAACAGCAGUUUGACCUGCUGGUAUUUUAAAUAUAAUGAUACAAGUUUGUUUUAAAUCCAGCAGACAGCCGUAGAUAGUUAAUGAAAAAACAAUGAAAUUAUAAUUUUGUCUGUUUCUUUUCAGUUUCAUCCUUGUUGAUCCAUUCACUAUGGCCACAGACCACCAGAACCCUGCAUCCAAGCAGCAGCAGCCAGGCACCAGUGCGUUUAAGCUGGUUAUCUAUGAGCAGGAAAACUUCCAGGGACGCUGCCAUGAGCUGACUGGUCCCUGUAACAACCUCCAGGAAGCAGGCGUGGAGAAAGUGGGCUCCAUACUGGUGCUGUGUGGACCAUGGGUGGGAUACGAGCAGGCCAGCUGUAAGGGGGAGCAGUAUGUGUUUGAGAAGGGGGAGUAUCCUCGCUGGGAUUCCUGGACCAACAGCAGGCGCAGUGACACCAUUGUUGCAUUCCGCCCAAUUAAAGUGGACAGCCAGGAGCACAAGAUUGUCCUUUACGAAAACCCCAGCUUCGCAGGGAAGAAGAUAGAAAUCAUAGAUGACGAUGUCCCCAGCUUUCAUGCGCACGGCUACCAGGAGAAGGUCUCCUCUGUCCGGGUUCAGAGUGGCACUUGGGUGGGCUAUCAGUAUCCAGGCUACAGAGGCUAUCAGUACCUGUUUGAAAAGGGGGAGUACAAGGACAGCAGUGAGUUCGGAGCCCAGAUUCCUCAGAUCCAGUCGGUUCGGCGCAUCAGAGACAUGCAGUGGCACCAGAGGGGUGCUUUUCACCCCGUCAACUAAGCUUGUGACUCUUCCCUGUCAUGAACCCUGACCUCAGCAGCCUUGCUCCCUUCCAGCACCCUUUGUCCUCCAUUUGCACCACACAGCAUUUUGAUAUCUAUUUCAGCUGUUGCAGUAGUGACAUUCUUUGAAGCAAACUAAUAAAUCCUUAUUGCUUACA
This is a messenger RNA of Micropterus salmoides (largemouth bass), 1721 nucleotides long. It is a transcript of the gene crybb2, whose product is annotated as crystallin, beta B2. Gene Ontology annotation, biological process: visual perception; lens development in camera-type eye. The coding region runs from base 935 to 1561 and encodes 208 amino acids. The record is from RefSeq and is a predicted model, not a curated record. Lineage: Eukaryota; Metazoa; Chordata; Actinopteri; Centrarchiformes; Centrarchidae. Gene Ontology annotation, molecular function: structural constituent of eye lens. The transcript is spliced from 5 exons.